GCAUAAAUUUAUGAUUGUUUUAGGAUGAGUUCAGAAUAUCUUUUGCUGGGCUUAUUUUGACGUCCUGCUGUAAAGUCUGACGUUUUUUGGGCCUGUCCUGCUUGGACUCAGAUCAGUUCUACCUUAGGCUGCCCACAUGCUCAAGCUCAGCUGAAUGAGGUCACUCCUGGCGAGAAGCUACCGUCACAACUUCACCAUUCCUUUACAUCACAUCACAUCUUGUCUAUCCUUCACCUUUUCUUCGUACCGCUAUUGUUUCGCCCAUAUCCUGGGCAUACCCUCCCUUUCUUAUCUUCUUUUCAUUCUAUCGUCUUUCCUUUGUGCUUUUCAUACCGCAAAUCUCCCCCACUGUUACGUACCUUGCCCGAUCAAAAUGGUGGCCUUUUGGCCCUGGGGGGGCGAGUCCUCCUCAACUGCCUCCUUCGAGAAGACCCUCUCUACUCUGUCGACCAAGAUCACCGACACACAAGCAUCCCUCGACAAGGUCCGCGCAAGCUCUCGCCGCACGCGUGUCAUCUGGACACUCUACCUUAGUUUCGCUUACCUCGUCUAUGCGAUCGUUCUGCUACUUGUCGUCGGAUAUAACAACCUCGGCGCCUUUGAAUGGGGCGGUCUGACCGGUGGCCCUGUGCUCAUCUACGUUACACGCACGACCCUAGCCGCAUAUUACAACUUUCGCAUCGAGAACUUGAGCGCUCGACUCAAGGACCAUCAGUCAGAGCGCGCAAAGACGAUCCAGAAACUCAAGGAUGCCACCAAAUAUGACUCUACCAUGGAAUUGAUCGAGAAGUACGGCGGGGCUGAUGGAAAGGGCAAGAAGAAGGAGGGUGAACAGAAUGCCGAUAAAGCGCCCAAUAAGCAGCGACCUGAUGGUCCUCAAGGAGUUCCCGGACGAACGCGCAUGCCCCCUCCUCCGACAGCCAACAUCCAGCGCCCACAUAGCCCAAUGCCUGCUUCAAAUCCCAUGGAACCAAGUGCUGAGUUCGCUCCUAACGCCGAAUUCUCUGAACCCCCUCCGCCUCCUAUCGCCCCCGGUACUCCUCAGCCUCCUUCGAUGCCAACCGGUUACGCCUCAUACCAGACCGGGCCCCCUGAAUCGCACUGGUACGACCGUAUCUUUGACGUUCUUCUUGGCGAGGAUGAGACAGCGCCCAAGAACCGCAUUGUGCUUAUUUGCAAAUCAUGCCGACUCGUCAAUGGCCAAGCACCCCCUGGGACCAAGACGCUCUCUGAGGUCGGACAGUGGAGGUGCAUGUCCUGCGGCGCUCCUAACGGAGAAAUCGAUGAGGGAAAGCGCAUCAUGAACGAGGUUCUCGACGCCGCUAAAGACUCUCCUACAGAUGGCGAGAGCGCUAAUGAAGACUUCGCUAGUGACAAGAGUGAGCCAAGGGAAGUGGGAAAAAACUAGGGACCUUGAUCCCAAAUGACCAUAAGACUUAGGUAACUUAUAUAAGCUUGAAACAGCUUUCAUAGGUUUAGGAUGCCUUUUACUGAGUUUAUUUUAUUCUUAGGAUUAGGGGUCCUAAGUUUUCGUCCCUCCCCUUAGGGAUCAAGGAGGAAGACGAAGACGGUUCAACCAUGAGCGUUGAGAAACGCUGAAGAAAGUACAAGAAAUGAUAUGUAUUUACUAUGUAAUUCUAUACGAGCACCAUGGCGGUGACAACUACGGGAAUGAGGUUUGGGUUUGGGUUUCUUUAAUAAUGCAACUACUUUGGAACUUGAUCACCCUAGACUGGUCUUUAAGGAGGGCAUUGGGUCAUGAAUCUUUGACUACUACGUAUAUUCCUCAUCGAGAGAACCAUAUGAUAUUCUAGUGUUUCCCGAUACGCUCUCCUGUCUUCUGCGGGUGUUACUGGUCAGAGACUGGUGUGUGCAUGAUGGUCAUCUGCAAGAGUUCCUCAAUUAGGAGAUGUUAGGAGGAGUCAUCCCCUGAUGAAUAUUAUUGGUAACGAUACGGG
This is a messenger RNA of Fusarium verticillioides 7600, 1958 nucleotides long. RefSeq lists its product as hypothetical. The record is from RefSeq and is a predicted model, not a curated record. Lineage: Eukaryota; Fungi; Ascomycota; Sordariomycetes; Hypocreales; Nectriaceae. Gene Ontology annotation, biological process: endoplasmic reticulum tubular network organization. The coding region runs from base 155 to 1408 and encodes 417 amino acids. The transcript has 3 exons. Gene Ontology annotation, cellular component: endoplasmic reticulum tubular network.